UAUAUUUUAUGACUGAAUUGAAAGAGAAGUAUGGACGAGACCCGAAUUAUAAGCCACAAAAUCCAAUUUUUCAACUCAUUGCGGGCGGUUGCUCGAGCAUUGUGGACGUGCUGCUAAUGCAGCCAUUGGACGUGAUCACGACUCGAUUGCAAUUGCAGAACGAUACGAUCACAGGGCCCGAUCACUAUGCUGGCAUGUCCGAUGCGUUUAGAAAGAUAUAUCGCAAGGAAGGUUUGACCGCAUUCUGGCGAGGCUUGGUACCCGUUUUAGUGAUUGACACUCCCAAGCGAUCGAUUAAAUUUCUGGUCUUCGAUCAAUCCAAGCCGCUUUUUAUGUUUGGAGCUCCAUGGCCUAGCCCGCCGACUUAUGCAUUUGCUGGUGGAUUGGGGGGCAUUGUGGAGGCACUGAUUCAAAAUCCUUUUGAGAUAAUUAAGAUUACACAGCAGGCAAGCCGGGAGAAGCUACCAUCGAUACAAGUGGCACAGAAAAUAAUUCAAAAUCAGGGCUAUGGCCGUCACGGACUGUACAGGGGCAUGCCAACGAUGGUGGCGCGAAAUUUUGUCUUCAAUGUCAUUUAUUUCGGGUCCUAUUGGUCGGUUCGAGAUGCAACGCCCACAUGCCAACGUCCGUUAACUGAGUUUCUGCGAAAUUUUUCAAUUGCUUGUGCAGCCAGUUUAGUGAGCUGCGUGGCAAGUCUUCCACUAGAUAUUGUAAAGACGAGGAUACAGGGUCCACAGCCGGUGCCGGGUAAAGUCAAGUAUAGCGGUACACUCAGCACAGUUUUACAGAUAUGCAGAGAAGAGGGCUGGAAGGCACUGUAUAAGGGCCUGCUCCCGGUGACGAUACGAAUGGUGCCUGGCGGGGCUAUUUUGCUUAUAGGCUAUGAGUAUAUCAUCAAGUUUUUGGUGUCAAAGUAUAAUAAAUAAAAUCUGACUUUUUUUUUA
Messenger RNA from Drosophila navojoa, 944 nucleotides. RefSeq names its product mitochondrial 2-oxodicarboxylate carrier. NCBI's taxonomy places the organism in Eukaryota, Metazoa, Arthropoda, Insecta, Diptera, Drosophilidae. The record is from RefSeq and is a predicted model, not a curated record.